Molecule: messenger RNA, 1602 nt
Organism: Cotesia glomerata
Lineage: Eukaryota; Metazoa; Arthropoda; Insecta; Hymenoptera; Braconidae
Product: cytochrome c oxidase subunit 1-like
Exons: 1
Biological process (GO): mitochondrial electron transport, cytochrome c to oxygen; electron transport coupled proton transport
Cellular component (GO): membrane
Molecular function (GO): heme binding; cytochrome-c oxidase activity
Source: RefSeq, a predicted model, not a curated record
UUUGGUCAUCCUGAAGUUUAUAUUUUAAUUUUACCAGGUUUUGGUAUUAUUUCUCAUAUAAUUUUUAAUGAAAGGGGUAAAAAAGAAACUUUUGGUAUAUUAGGAAUAAUUUAUGCUAUAUUGACAAUUGGUUUUUUAGGAUUUAUUGUUUGAGCUCAUCAUAUAUUUACAAUUGGGAUAGAUGUUGAUACUCGGGCUUAUUUUACUUCAGCUACAAUAAUUAUUGCUGUUCCUACAGGAAUUAAAAUUUUUAGAUGAAUAGCUACAUUUAGUGGUGUAAAAUUAAUUAAUAAUUUAAGUAUUUUAUGAACAAUAGGUUUUAUUUUUUUAUUUACUUUAGGUGGUUUAACAGGAGUUGUUUUAUCAAAUUCUUCUGUUGAUGUUGUUUUACAUGAUACAUAUUAUGUUGUUGCACAUUUUCAUUAUGUUUUAUCCAUAGGUGCUGUAUUUGCUAUUUUAGGAGGUUUUAUUUAUUGAUUUUCAAUAUUUUUUGGUUUAAUAAUGAAUGAAAAUUUUUUAAAAAUUCAUUUUUAUUUAACAUUUAUUGGAGUUAAUUUAAUUUUUUUUCCACAACAUUUUUUAGGUUUAAGAGGUAUACCACGUCGAUAUUCUGAUUAUCCUGAUAUAUAUUUAAAUUGAAAUUUAUUUUCUUCAAUUGGUUCUUUAAUUUCAUUAGUUAGUGUUUUUUUAUUUAUUUUUAUUAUUUGAGAAAGAUUUAUUAUACAACGAUUUGUAAUUUUUGUAAAAUUUAUUAAUUCAUCAAUUGAAUGAUUACAUUUAUAUCCUCCUUUAGAUCAUAGUUAUGAUGAAACUUUAAAAAUUUCAUUAAAUUAAUUUAAUUUUUAAAAUGGCAGAUUAGUGCAAUGAAUUUAAGAUUCAUAAAUAAAAUAUAUUUAGUAUUUUUUUUAAAAAUUUGUACAUGAUUUUUAAUAAAUUUUCAAGAUUCUUUUUCUUUAAUUAUAAUAAUAAUAAUUUAUUUUCAUGAUUUUAUUUUAAUAAUUUUAUUAAUUAUUUUAAUUUUUAUUUUAUAUAUUAUAAUUUGAUUUUUUUUUAAUAAAUUAAUUAAUAAGAAUAUUCUUCAUAAUCAAUUAAUUGAAAUUAUUUGAACAAUUAUUCCAAUAAUUAUUUUAAUUUUUAUAGCUUUACCUUCAUUAAAUAUUUUAUAUAUGUUAGAAGAAAUAGUUAAUCCAUUUAUAACUAUUAAAAUUUUAGGUCAUCAAUGAUAUUGAAGAUAUGAAUAUAGAGAUUUUUUUAUAAUUGAAUUUGAUUCUUUUAUAUUGAAAGAUUAUUUAAUAUCUAAUUUUCGUUUAUUAGAUGUUGAUAAUCGAUUAAUUUUACCUAAAAAUUUUAUAGUUCGUGGUUUAGUAAGUUCAGUUGAUGUAAUUCAUUCUUGAACAAUUCCUUCUUUAGGAAUUAAAAUUGAUAGAAUUCCUGGUCGAAUAAAUCAAUUUUUUGUAAUAAUUAAUCGUUCUGGUUUAUUUUUUGGACAAUGUUCAGAAAUUUGUGGAUUAAAUCAUAGUUUUAUACCUAUUGUUUUAGAGGUUGUUAAAUUAAGCAAUUUUAUAAAUUGAAUUAAAACUAAUUUUUAAAAUUUUUAAAUAA